AUCUCUAUCUAUCCAUCUAUCUCUCAGCAGAUCAAACACAUUAAACCAAAAAAAACACAGCUUUUCUUCCAUUACGCGUAAUAGAGCUUCAAAACUCACUUUUUAUAUAAAUUCUUUAUCUGUCUCUUUCUAUUUUAGCUUCUUUUUGAUUCAUAUAUUAAACAGAGGUUUGUUGGGUUUUUUGUUCUUUGAAAAUUCUUGCAUUCUUUUACUUUAUUUGCUGCUCUUUCAGUCACUUUCUUUAAAUGAUGUGGCCAAUGUUAAAUCUUUUUCUGAAUCUGAAAUGGUUUAAAUUUUAGUUGUUAAUCAUGUUUUCAUUUCUUUAUCUUUACCCUUUACUGAGCUGAGCUUAGCUGAGUUUUGUUUUGAUUUAGUUUGGAAAAGGGUUUGAUUGUAGAUGGUAAAGUUUUCUUGAGUUGGUGAUAUUUAGAAAUGGGAUCUACUGAUAAUGGGUUUUAUUGUGGAGACUUUAAUUUGGAUGCUAAAUGGUUGAUUGAUCCUAAACUUCUCUUUGUUGGUCCAAAGAUUGGAGAGGGUGCUCAUGCCAAAGUUUAUGAAGGAAAGUAUAGGAAUCAAAUUGUUGCUAUCAAAAUUGUUCAUAGAGGAGAAACUCCAGAAGAGAUUGCCAAGAGAGAAGCACGAUUUGCACGAGAAGUUGCAAUGUUAUCUCGAGUUCAACACAAAAAUCUAGUCAAGUUUAUUGGUGCUUGCAAGGAACCUGUCAUGGUGAUUGUAACUGAGCUUCUAUUAGGUGGCACAUUGCGUAAAUAUUUGCUGAACAUGCGGCCAAGAUGCCUCGAAUUGCAUGUUGCGAUUGGGUUUGCACUCGAUAUUGCUCGUGCAAUGGAAUGCUUGCACUCCCAUGGGAUCAUUCAUCGCGACCUAAAACCUGAGAACUUGAUUUUGACGGCAGACCAUAGAACAGUUAAACUUGCGGAUUUUGGUCUAGCCAGAGAAGAAUCAUUAACAGAGAUGAUGACUGCUGAAACAGGGACAUAUCGUUGGAUGGCUCCAGAGCUUUACAGCACUGUUACACUAAGGCAUGGUGAGAAAAAACAUUACAACCACAAGGUGGACGCUUACAGCUUUGCAAUUGUCUUGUGGGAGCUCAUUCACAAUAAAUUGCCAUUUGAAGGCAUGUCAAAUUUACAGGCAGCAUAUGCAGCUGCUUUUAAGAAUGUGAGACCGACUGCAGACGAUCUCCCAGAAGAAUUGGCAAUGAUUGUGACCUCAUGUUGGAAAGAGGAUCCAAAUGGUCGACCGAAUUUCACCGAGAUCAUACAGAUGCUCCUGCGCUAUCUUUCUACAGUUUGUCCACCAGAGCCUGUCAUCCCUGCCCGGAUAUUCACCUCUGAGAAUUCUGUAUUCCCACCGGAGUCUCCUGGAACGAGUUCUUUAAUGGCUGUAAGAGAUGACUCGGAGGAAACCCCCAAGUCCGAGAUGGAAGACAACAAACCAAGAGGUUUCUUUUUCUGCUUUAACCAGUGUUAUUGAUCGGAUCCCUCCAACGACACAAAGCGUGCACGGAGGUAUUUUAGUCAGCGGUUUAAUAAACAGUAGUCUGAAGAAAAUUAGGAAAAUACAAGUUGACAAGAAAAUGUCAAUGUAGUUAGUUCAGUUGCUAUAGAAAAGCUACUAAAGAGCAUCUGAUGUCUCCAUUUCCACUACUAGUUCAUAUGAAUAUCUGUGAGCAAAUUACAAGUGGAAUUGGGUUUUGUUGUCAUCAUUAAAUGUUAUAGAAUAAGGUUCAUCAAACCAAAUCCAUUUUGUUGCUCUUGUUGAUGUACAUGUAAUUUGUGCUUUACCUUCUUAUAUAGUUAGACUUAGUUUCCA
Messenger RNA from Mercurialis annua (annual mercury), 1833 nucleotides. Its product is annotated as serine/threonine-protein kinase STY13-like. The transcript is spliced from 6 exons. Bases 433 to 1494 code for a protein of 353 amino acids. The record is from RefSeq and is a predicted model, not a curated record. Gene Ontology annotation, molecular function: protein kinase activity; ATP binding. Lineage: Eukaryota; Viridiplantae; Streptophyta; Magnoliopsida; Malpighiales; Euphorbiaceae. Gene Ontology annotation, biological process: protein phosphorylation.